AUGUCAAUUGUUAAAUCCUCAAAAAAUAAGGAUCAACUUCUUCUUGAUGGCUUUCGUUACAGACGUGACAGAAAAUCUCAAACUAUCUGGCGAUGUUGUAGAAAUGAUUGUGGAGGUCGUGCUUCUUUUGAUGGUGCAAUAUAUAUCAAAGUCAACGAUCAUAUUCAUGCACCUAAUCCUGAAGAAACAAUAGCAACAGAAUAUAAAUCAAAAAUUGUGAAUAGCGCAAUAACAUCGCACGAUCCACCUCGACGUAUUAUUCAUGAAGUUUUACUUGGUAUUAGCAAAGAAGAUGGAACAGCUGUUCCAAAUUAUUCAUCAUCGCAACGUACUAUUCAACGAAAGAGAAAAAAAAAAGAAAUGCCAUUACCAAGACCGAAAUCGUUUGAUGAGAUUCAUAUUCCUGAUGAACUUCGAGUAACUAACGGAGGAAACAGGUUCUUAUUGUACGACAAUGAAAGUAGUACUAAUCGAAUGAUUAUAUUAUCGUCGGAUGACGAUCUAGAUCGUCUAUCUAACUCAGAGUUUUGGCACGCAGAUGGUACAUUUAAGAUAGCUCCACAUUUAUUUUACCAAUUGUACACCAUUCAUGGUGUCAUAUGUGGACGUGCAUUACCAUCUGUUUAUUGUAUAAUUUCUGGAAAAUCUGAGGAAAUCUACGGUGAAAUAAUUGACGUUGUGAUGCAGCAUAUUUCUCAACGUCCUAUAUCAAUAACAACUGACUAUGAAAAGGCUGUUCACAACGUGAUCAAGAAAAAACUUCCAAUGGCAACAGUUCAGGGUUGUUUCUUCCACUUUAAACAGUGUUUGUGGAGACAAAUUAACUCUCAUGGAUUACAAAAACUUUUUGUUGAUGAUCGUCAAGUUCGACGUUAUUUGAAAAAUUUCGGUUGUCUUGCACUAAUACCUGAACAAUUCGUGAUAGAAGAGUUCGAAAAGUUACAAGUUGAUUCGCCUGAUUCACUAGACGAUUUUGUAGAUUACUACGAAGACAAUUUUAUAGCCAUUUGGAGCUGUUUUUCUCGUUUGGACAAUCAACUUCCUAGAACGAACAACUCAAACGAGGAUUGGCAUCGUGCUGUUCAGCAUUCAGUACGACUAAACCCAUCAAUAUAUGAAUCAAUAAAAGAUUUACAAAUGGAACAACAUGCAACUUUAGUAAUGGCUGAACAGUUACAAGCUGGACUUGUGAAAAAAGUUAAAAGAGUAAAAUAUGAACUCUUGGAUGAACAAUUACAACAGCUUGCUUCUUCUUUUGAUCUCAUACCAAGAGACUUAUAUUUUAAGCGAGCAAGAGCUCUCUUCAAUUUUUGA
This is a messenger RNA of Rotaria socialis, 1314 nucleotides long. The record is from the annotation of a GenBank genome assembly. NCBI's taxonomy places the organism in Eukaryota, Metazoa, Rotifera, Eurotatoria, Philodinida, Philodinidae.